Messenger RNA from Helobdella robusta, 408 nucleotides. RefSeq lists its product as hypothetical. NCBI's taxonomy places the organism in Eukaryota, Metazoa, Annelida, Clitellata, Rhynchobdellida, Glossiphoniidae. The transcript is spliced from 4 exons. The record is from RefSeq and is a predicted model, not a curated record. The coding region runs from base 1 to 408 and encodes 135 amino acids.
AUGUCGUUUGACAUCAUUUGUUUCCUUUUCAAAUGUUGCUUCAUCAUUGGGAAAGUUUUUUCCUCGAAAGCUCUCAGCGAGGUUGGUUACAUAUUUAACGGAUGCUACAAGGAUUCCGCGCUAAACCCUGAUAUGAGCGCUUACUCCUCCGUCAUCGCCACACCAGAGCCUGACCUCUGCUGUCGCAAGUGUCAGAAGCUGGGGAGGCCCUACUGCGGCCUGCAGAAGAGCACCUACUGUUUUUGCGGGGAGGACUACGGAGACUAUGGACUGAGCACUGAGUGCACCAACAAUCCUUCCUGUCAGUCGCUGGUUUGUGGCGGCUCCUCCUCCAACAGCAUCUACUACUCGAUAGGAAACGUGAAUCUGCGUAAACUUCUUAAAAAUCAUUUUGCACUUUCAUCAUGA